CGGCCUGUUCGAUGAGUCACACCAGCAGCAGCCGACGUGCCAUAUAUGCCGCCACUUGCCCCUUCCGCGCCUUGAGCCUAUUAAUAGGGUAAUUCCGUGCUGUCUCUCACAGUUUUGCAGGUUGCAGCAGACGGGCAAAGUUUGAUCAUCCCCUUCUUCCCUCAAGGCUUAACGGCCGGCAAGCUCUUGCCCUCAGCCAAGGCAGACAGCCAUGGAUGGCGACAGCCCGGUGAUGACGGACGGCGAGCGGAGGGCGUACCGGUACGUGCAGGCGCCCAAGGUGCAGGGCCUGAGCGGCAUGAAGAAUUCUUGGUCCAACGACUCGCUCUUCAGCUACGCCGGCGCAGGGGGCAGCAGGGCCGUUGUCCACUCGUGCGUGUGCGCGCCCACCACGCACCCGGGCUCCUUCCGCUGCAAGCACCACCGCCAGAGCGCCGCCCACCUCGGCGCCGCCGGUCAGGCGCAAGUGCAACCAACGGCUGAGGCCGACGCCGACGCUAGGCGCAACGAGGUCCACGGAGACAUGUCGACCGCGGAUGACGAGAAGGCGUCGUGAAGGGGACCGCGUGGGUGUGCUUCUUCGUGGGUGAAAACGUACCGUGCUGCUUGGUUACACGUAGCCGGUGUAGUACGUGGCAAGCUUAUUCCUGUCAUUUCCAAGACUUUUUUCCUGUGAUGUACGUAUUCGUUUUCUAUGUUUCUGAGAGAGGAGCGUUUCAUUUUCCUAGCAGUAAUGCAGGAGUAAUAUAUUGUUGUAUAUGGCCAAAAAAAAUAUCGCUUGCUAUACAUAAUCCUCUACAGAAAGAUUCGUCUUA
Hordeum vulgare subsp. vulgare (domesticated barley) is the source of this 815-nucleotide messenger RNA. RefSeq lists its product as uncharacterized. The record is from RefSeq and is a predicted model, not a curated record. Lineage: Eukaryota; Viridiplantae; Streptophyta; Magnoliopsida; Poales; Poaceae. The transcript is spliced from 2 exons. Bases 212 to 556 code for a protein of 114 amino acids.